Messenger RNA from Cynoglossus semilaevis (tongue sole), 3861 nucleotides. RefSeq names its product rap guanine nucleotide exchange factor 4-like. The transcript is spliced from 27 exons. Gene Ontology annotation, molecular function: guanyl-nucleotide exchange factor activity. Gene Ontology annotation, biological process: Ras protein signal transduction. The record is from RefSeq and is a predicted model, not a curated record. Lineage: Eukaryota; Metazoa; Chordata; Actinopteri; Pleuronectiformes; Cynoglossidae. The coding region runs from base 1299 to 3794 and encodes 831 amino acids. Gene Ontology annotation, cellular component: plasma membrane.
UAUAAUAUAUAGUGCAUAUACAGUACAUACUUAGCAUAGUAGCUUAGCUGUUAGGUGUGACAUAGGAUAACAUGGUUAUCAUAUGAUGAUCACUGUUUAAAAUGGUUAAAGUAGUUAAAAAAACAUAUGUCUUCAUCUGUUAAAAUGCAGUAAAAGGCAUUGACAAUUCGUGUUCACGUGGGUAAUUAAAUAUUGUUAAGAAUAAAGUUUUUUUAAAUUCUGUUUUCUAAUUGUCAGCACAGUUCAUUGCUGCUAACAUAAUCAAUAAACAAACCUGACCUUUAAUGUAAUUUAAUUAAUAGAUGAUCUGACAGAAAGAAUGGAAAAUUAUAUCAGGACAAUCCUAACAAAGCAACAUCAAUUACUUUUUUUAAAACAGUAAUGUGCCAUAGUGUUUUAUUUCUAGGUGUUUUUGUGUUUGGCUGGUCAUGUACAGUAAAUGUGCACUCAGUGUCCCCUGUACGUGGUCACAUUGUUUUUCCACAGCAGACAUAAAGCAGAAAACAGCCAGAGGGUCUGAAUAGAGGAUCCUAUUCAGCUUGUAUUAAAAGGAUCUUUGUUGUGUUUGUGCUUAUGUGCAUGUGCGCCAAGCUGUAAAGCUAAAAGAUGAAUGUGACCAUGUGUUUGAUGACGGGAUGAAAGAAAGCAAAAAAAAACAAAAAAAAAAAACAAGCACCACUGUAUCAUCUGAACACAGAGUGAGAUGAGCCAACAGGGAACAGAUGUGAAACAGCUCUCUGAUUGUAACAGAAUUGUGCGCACACAUAGAAAUCACUUCCACUUACAUUGUCUGGACAAUUACACCGUAAGUCUUUCCCCACUCAUUACACCAGCCCUGCUUUUCUCUCCCCCACUUCCGCUCUGCACCGUUGGCUGUGAUUCAUCUCAUGCCAACCUACUUCCUCUCCUCACUUUCCUUUAUUCCUGGCCUUUUCAGUCCCUCCUGUGUUUGCUUUCUCUUUACAUCCCAAUUUCUCUUCCUACUUAAGAGCCACACAGUCGCACAGCGGCCGAGAUCACCCUGGUAACCUGUGGGGGGAGAGUGGCUUAGCUGUUGGCUUGAUCACAGUGAGAUAGGCAGAAUGGGAGACACUACUGUGACUGUGGGUGAGAGAGGCUUAGAGGGAGGAGGAAGGAGGAAAGUAGCUUGUGUAAAGCAGGAUGCUACACUGUGGCAUGUGUGAGAGUUGUAAAGGUGCAGAGGGCAGAUGUCGGGGGUUUUCUGCUCCUCCCAGGACUAGAUAGCUGAGAAUCACCGUCAGAGUCUGGCCGGGCUGUUGGCCCCUCCCUAUGGAGCAAUGGAGAGUGGGUCUAACAAUGACAGGCUCACAGACAAGGACAACAUUCACUCAGACUCUGCAACCAAAGCUCACAACAAGAUCCCCUCAGAGAAACUGCAGAGAGCAGGCAAGGUUGUCCGUAAUGCCAUUCUGUCCAGAGCUCCACACAUGAUCCGAGACAGGAAGUACCACCUCAAAACCUACAGACAGUGCUGCGUUGGUACAGAGUUGGUUGACUGGCUGGUGCUACAGAGUGCAUGUGUACUCACACGGUCCCAUGCUGUCGGGAUGUGGCAGGCACUGGUGGAAGAAGGGGGGCUCAACCAUGUGGACCAGGAGCUGGGUUUCCAGGACAAGUACCUCUUUUAUCGUUUUCUUGAUGAUGAUGAUGAAGACACGCCGUUGCCUAGUGAGGAGGAGAAAAGGGAGAGUGAGGAGGAGCUGCCGGAGACCAUUCUUUUCCUCGCCCAAAUUGGCCCUGAUGCACUGCUGCGAAUGAUCCUCAGGAAACCGCCUGGACAGAGGACAGGUGAUGACCUUGAGAUCAUCUAUGAUGAGCUUCUUCACAUCAAGGCCUUAGCUCAUCUCUCCAACACUGUGAAAAGAGAACUGGCGAGUGUUGUGAUCUUUGAGUCACAUGCAAAAGCUGGAACAGUGUUAUUCAACCAAGGAGAGGAGGGAACUUCCUGGUACAUCAUCCAGAAGGGCUCUGUCAAUGUCGUGAUCUACGGCAAGGGUGUGGUGUGUACUCUGCACGAGGGUGAUGACUUUGGGAAGCUGGCGCUGGUGACAGACUCACCUCGCGCUGCCUCCAUCGUCCUGAGGGAGGACAACUGCCACUUCCUUCGUGUGGACAAGGAAGACUUUAACAGGAUACUAAGGGAUGUGGAGGCCAAUACUGUGAGAUUGAAAGAACAUGAUCAAGCUGUGCUGGUGUUAGAAAAAAGUCCUCGAGCCUCCACCCUGGGAAGUAUUAAGUACACUGUGAUAUCAGGAACACCAGAGAAGAUACUCGAUCAUUUCCUGGAGACUAUGAGAGUCGACAUACAUCACAGUGAACCAGACCCAGCAGUGGAUGAUUUUGUCCUUAUGCACUGUGUCUUCAUGGCCAACAGCCAGUUCUGUCCUUUACUCAUGGCACACUAUCACGCUGUGUCUCCACCUGGCUCUGAACAAGAAAGGUUGGAGUACGCUCUCAACAACAAGAGGCGGGCCCUCAUCCUGGCUCUGCGCUGGGCUAACACACACUCCUACCUGCUGCAGGAGGAGCCUGCUGCCCUCUCUUUCCUGGAGGAGUUGUAUGGAAGUUUAUCAAAUGAUUCCCGGGUGCUGAGAGCUUUGAAAGACUUUGUUCCAGACUUGGAGAAAAUCGUCCAACUACAUUCAGAAGAGGCAAAAGCGACAAAAAAGAAAACCUUAAUAAGACAGUUCAGCAAUGGAGAGGAAAGACUGCAAAAGAAACAACCCAUCAGGAAUCAGGAUGACAUCCUUCUGAAGGUGUACUGCAGUGACCACACAUACACAACCAUCCGCAUUGCUGUGGCAGCAACAGGAAGAGAAGUGAUCAAUUCAGUAGCUGACAAACUUGGCACCAGCGAUGAACUCAUGCUGAUCCACCUCAGCUCAGCUGGUGAAAAACAGAUGCUGAAGCCAAAUGAUGUGUCGGUAUUUUCAUCUUUGAACAUCAACGGGCGACUGUUCGCCUGUUCUAGAGACCAGCUCAACAGCUUGUCUCCACUCCCAGACCAGGAGGGCCCUUCUGCAGGCUCCAUGUCAACGUUUGAGCUGAUGAGUUCCAAGGACCUGGCUUAUCAGAUGACAAUGUUUGACUGGGAGUUGUUCAGCUGCGUACAUGAGCAUGAGCUUCUCUACCACACAUUUGGCCGACAGAGCUUCAGAAGAACCACAGCCAACCUGGACUUGUUCCUGCGCAGAUUCAACCAGGUUCAACUGUGGGUUGUCACUGAAGUCUGCCUCUGUGGGCAGCUCAGCAAGAGAGUGCAGCUCCUAAAGAAGUUCAUUAAAAUAGCUGCCCACUGUCGAGAGUUUAAAAACCUGAAUUCUUUCUUUGCCAUCAUUAUGGGAAUGAGCAACCCUGCUGUCAGCAGACUGAGCCAGACAUGGGAGAAACUCCCAACAAAGUUUAAGAAGUUCUACGCUGAGUUUGAGAGCAUGAUGGAUCCAUCCAGAAACCACCGGUCCUACAGACUUACUGUUACAAAACUGGAGCCCCCAAUUAUCCCCUUCACACCCCUUCUCCUCAAAGACAUGACGUUCACACAUGAAGGCAACAAGACUUUCAUCGACAAUAUGGUCAACUUUGAAAAAAUGCGUAUGAUAGCUAACACUAUUCGACAAGUGAGGCACUGUAGAGGUCAACCUUUCAAUCCUGAUAUAUGUCAGCCGAACAAAAACCAAGCAGAGGUCCGAGGCUAUGUCAGGAAGCUCUGUGUGAUUGACAACCAGAGGGCGCUCACGCAGCUGUCUUACAGGCUGGAGCCUCGACGGACAUGAGCUCCACCCUUUUGCACCACCAUCGCCCUGUCUGUGAUGCUAGCAGUAAAAAAAAAAAAAAAACGAA